AUGACAAGGGGGUUAAGAUUUCUGUGUUGGCCCCUGUGGCCUCUGGCCCUCUUCAGCCUGCUCAGUAAAGUCAAGAUGCUGGAAUUUGGUGGGGCACCUGGCCAGUGGGCACGCUAUGGGCGCUGGGAAGCUGGAUCAGUGGGCGAGCUGAGCUUCAGCCUCAAGACCAACAUUAGCAAAGCCUUGGUACUCUACCUGGACGAUGGCGGCAACUGUGACUUCUUGGAGCUGCUGAUUGCCGGUGGGCGCCUCCAGCUGCGCUUUGCGAUCCACUGUGCCGAGCCGGCCACUUUGCACAUGGAGACACGGGUGAAUGAUGACCGCUGGCAUAUGGUCUUGCUCACCCGAAACUUUCGUGAGACCCUCCUGAUGGUGGAUGGAGAGACAAAAGUGGCUGAGGUCAAGUCCAAGAGGAAGGAGAUGGCAGUGGUCAGUGACCUGUUUGUGGGUGGGAUCCCACCUGAUGUGCGCCUUUCUGCACUGACCUCCAGUACAGUGAAGUACGAGCCACCGUUCCAGGGCUUGAUCUCCAAUCUCAAGGUGGGGGAGAUGCCCCCUACUUUGUUAAAUAGCCAGGGCAUUCAGAGUGACCUGGAGUACCUCUGCACCAAACAGAACCCAUGCUUCAAUGGAGGGUUUUGCUCUAUUCAGUAUGGAGAAGUUCACUGUGACUGCACCCACACCCGCUUCAAAGGGAAGUACUGCAAGGAAGCUGAAGAGUAUGCUGUUGAAGGUCUGGCGCACCUGACGUUAAACGACCAAGGUGACUCAUCUCUAGCCGGUAAAGAAGAGUCAGUGGCCACCUUCAAGGGCAACGAGUUCUUCUGCUACGACCUGUCGCUGACGCCCAUCCAGAGCAGCACUGACGAGAUCACGCUCUCCUUCCGCACGCUGCAGCGCAACGGCCUCAUGCUGCACACCGGCAAGUCGGCUGACUAUGUGAACCUUUCGUUGAAGAGCGGCGCAGUUUGGCUGGUCAUCAACCUGGGCUCGGGGGCCUUUGAGGCCUUGGUGGAGCCCGUCAACGGCAAGUUCAACGACAACGCCUGGCAUGAUGUGCGCGUCACCCGCAACCUGCGCCAGCACGCAGGCAUUGGACACGCUAUGGUGACCAUCUCAGUGGAUGGUAUAUUGACCACCACUGGCUACACCCAGGAAGAUUACACCAUGUUGGGCUCCGAUGACUUCUUCUACAUUGGAGGGAGCCCCAACACCGCCGACCUGCCCGGAUCACCAGUCAGCAACAAUUUCAUGGGCUGCCUUAAAGAAGUGGUGUACAAGAACAAUGACUUUAAGCUGGAGCUGUCACGGCUGGCCAUCGAGCGUGACCCUAAGAUCACCCUAAACGGUGACCUGCUGUUCCGCUGCGAGGACGUGGCAGCCCUGGACCCCGUUACCUUCGAGACCCCCGAGUCCUACAUCUCCGUGCCCAAGUGGAACACCAAGAAGACGGGCUCUAUCUCUUUUGACUUCCGCACCACCGAGCCCAGCGGCCUCCUGCUGUUCAGCCACGGCCGCCCUCAGAGUCCCAAAGAGCAGAAGCCCGGUAGGGAGCUGAAGACAGAUUACUUUGCCCUGGAGCUGCUGGAGGGGUAUUUGUACCUGCUGAUCGAUAUGGGCUCUGGAAAAACAAAACUGAAGGCCAGCAGCAAGAAGGUCAAUGAUGGUGAAUGGUGCCAUGUAGAUUUCCAGAGGGAAGGGAGGAAAGGAUCUAUUUCAGUCAACAGCCGCAGCAUGCCCUUCAGCUCCCCAGAGGGCAGUGAAAUCCUGGACCUGGACAGUGACAUGUACCUGGGCGGACUGCCUGAGUCGAAGUCGGACCUCAUCCUGCCGCCAGAAGUUUGGACAGCGCUGCUCAACUACGGCUAUGUAGGUUGCGUCCGCGAUCUCUUCAUAGAUGGCAAGAGCCGCGACGUCCGCCGCCUGGCUGAGAUCCAGAGUGCGCUGGGUGUCAGCAGUUUCUGCACCCGUGAGCUGCAGAAGCGCUGCAGCAGUGCUCCCUGUGGCAACGGAGGUCUGUGCAAAGAGGGCUGGAACCGCUACAUUUGUGAUUGCACCGGCACCGGAUACCUGGGCAGCAACUGUGAGAUAGAGGCGACGGUGCUGAGUUAUGAUGGCAGCAUGUACCUGAAGAUCAUCAUGCCGGUCACCAUGCACACGGAGGCCGAGGAUGUGGCCUUGCGCUUCAUGUCUCAGCGGGCGUACGGCCUGCUCAUGGCCACCACCUCCAAGGAGUCAGCGGACACCCUGCGACUGGAGCUGGAUGGAGGCCGAGUCAAGCUCACCGUGAACCUCGAUUGUAUCAGGAUAGACUGUAGCCUCAGUAAAGGACCUGAGAUACUAUUCGCGGGGCAGAAGCUAAACGACAACGAGUGGCACACGGUGAAGGUGGUGCGAAGAGGCAAGAGCCUGCAGCUGUCUGUGGAUAAUGUCACAGUGGAAGGCCAGAUGACUGGUGCCCACACACGUCUCGAGUUCCACAACAUCGAGACAGGCAUCAUGACUGAGCGCCGCUUCAUAUCUGUGGUGCCCUCAAACUUCAUUGGCCAUCUCCAGGGCCUGACCUUCAAUGGGGUGCCAUAUCUAGACCAGUGUAAAAAUGGGGACAUCUCCUACUGCGAGCUGAAUGCCCGCUUUGGCAUGCGCCACAUCAUUGCAGAUCCUGUGACGUUUCGAACGAAAGGCAGCUACUUAGCGUUAGCUACAUUACAAGCUUAUGCCUCCAUGCACCUUUUCCUUCAGUUCAAAACCACCACGCCUGACGGCCUGAUGCUUUUCAAUUCUGGAGAUGGGAGCGACUUCAUCGUUGUGGAACUUGUGAAGGGGUAUGUCCACUACGUAUUUGAUCUUGGCAACGGGCCGUCAUUGAUGAAGGGCAAUUCAGACAAGCCUCUCAAUGACAACCAGUGGCACAACGUGGUGGUGUCCCGGGACGCCAACAACGUACAUACACUCAAGAUCGACUCACGCACCGUUACUCAGCACUCCAAUGGAGCCCGUAACCUGGACCUCAAAGGAGAGCUGUACAUCGGUGGCGUGACAAAGAACAUGUACAGCAAUCUGCCCAAGCUGAUUGCGUCCCGGGAUGGGUACCAGGGCUGUCUGGCCUCCGUGGACCUGAAUGGGAGACUCCCCGACCUGAUCGCAGAUGCCCUCCACAGGGUGGGUCAGGUGGAACGAGGCUGCGAAGGACCCAGUACCACCUGUACGGAGGAGUCCUGCUACCAUCAGGGGGUGUGUCUCCAGCAGUGGGAGGGCUUCACCUGCGACUGCACCAUGACGUCCUAUGGUGGCUCAUUUUGCAAUGACCCUGGGACAACUUACAUCUUCGGGCGAGGCGGAGCCCUCAUCACAUAUACCUGGCCACCCAAUGACCGGCCGAGCACACGGGCAGACCGGCUGGCAGUGGGCUUCAGCACGCAGCUGAAGGAGGCCGUUCUGGUCAGGGUAGAGAGUGCCAAGGGACUGGGAGAUUACCUGGAGCUGCACAUAGAACGGGGAAAGAUCGGCGUGAUCUUCAACGUGGGAACAGACGACAUAACCAUCGAGGAGAGCGCGGUGAUGGUGAGCGACGGCAAAUACCAUGUGGUGCGAUUCACACGCAGUGGUGGCAAUGCCACACUACAGGUGGACAACCAGCCUGUCAUCGAACGUUUCCCCUCAGGGAACUUUGAUAAUGAGCGCCUGGCUAUUGCUAGACAAAGAAUCCCAUACCGACUUGGUCGGGUAGUUGACGAGUGGCUACUCGACAAAGGUCGCCAGCUGACCAUCUUCAACAGCCAGGCAUUCAUCAAAAUUGGUGGCGGUGGAGAGACGGGGCGCCACUUCCAGGGCCAGAUCUCAGGUCUGUACUACAACGGCCUGCAGGUGCUCAAACUGGCAGCUGAGGGCGACCCCAAUGUCCAGACCCAGGGUAACCUGCGGCUGGUGGGUGAUGUGCCCUCAGUGCUCACUACUGAUACCACCUCCACCACCCCGUUGGCUGACAUGUCCACCACAAUCAUGGAGACAACCACCACCAUGGCCACAACCACCACCCGCAAACAGCGCUCGCCCACCAUGAGGGACAGUGUGACACAGAAUGCAGAUGACCUUUUGGUAGCAUCAGCUGAGUGUCCUAGCGAUGACGAAGAUUUGGAGGAGUGUGAACCUGGAAACGGAGGUGAAUUAGUGUUGCCCAUAAUAACGGUGGACUCGCUAGACCCCCCAUCCAUCGCCACCCGCUACCCAGUAAUCCCCCCGCCCCCCACAACCUACCGCCCUUUCCUCACCCUGCUCGAAACCACCAAAGAGUCCCUCCCCUUGCCCAAUGGCCGGCCCCCAUGCCCCCUGGACCAGGAGGACUGCGAGGAGACCAUCGACAUGUCGGCGUACGCCUCGGGGGAGAUGACAGAGUCGGAUGACGAGGACUAUUACAAAAACUCCCCCCUGGUCACCGACAGGACUGUCCUCCCUCCUCCCCCGGCCGUCGAGGGCGGCGUCCAGAACCCCCGAGACCGCCAUUUCUCCCGCUUUCCCAACUCCCAGCACCCACCUCUCUCCUCCACCCCCACGGCCAACCCUGACCAGCUCAGCCCGCGCAUCAAGCCGGCCCCUGGCGGUAGCAGUAGUAACAACAACAACAUCCCUGCCGGGAAAAUGAACACCCGGGACCAGGUGCUGCUGCCGCCAGCCCACCCCUCAUCAGACCCAGGCCACCGUAGAGUCCCAGGAAUAACAUACCCCCCAAAUUUCCCCCAUGUUCCCACUCCAGAUCCCACAUCUCCUGAGAGAGGGCUCCCUGGCGCUGUGGAGGUGCAGCAGUCCAGCAGCACCACAGGAAUGGUAGUGGGCAUUGUGGCAGCGGCCGCCCUCUGCAUCCUCAUCCUGCUCUACGCCAUGUACAAGUACCGCAACCGUGAUGAGGGCUCCUACCAAGUGGACCAGAGCCGCAACUAUAUCAGCAAUUCAGCCACACAGAGCAACGGAGCCCUGGUGAAGGAGAAACAGCCCACCACUGCCAAGACAGUCACCAAGAACAAGAAGAACAAAGACAAAGAGUACUACGUCUGA
Messenger RNA from Xiphias gladius (swordfish), 5052 nucleotides. It is a transcript of the gene nrxn2b, whose product is annotated as neurexin 2b. The transcript has 22 exons. The coding region runs from base 1 to 5052 and encodes 1683 amino acids. Lineage: Eukaryota; Metazoa; Chordata; Actinopteri; Istiophoriformes; Xiphiidae. The record is from RefSeq and is a predicted model, not a curated record.